Messenger RNA from Trichoderma aggressivum f. europaeum, 1119 nucleotides. RefSeq lists its product as uncharacterized. The record is from RefSeq and is a predicted model, not a curated record. Gene Ontology annotation, biological process: intracellular protein transport; retrograde transport, endosome to Golgi. The transcript is spliced from 2 exons. Bases 1 to 1119 code for a protein of 372 amino acids. Gene Ontology annotation, cellular component: retromer complex; endosome. Lineage: Eukaryota; Fungi; Ascomycota; Sordariomycetes; Hypocreales; Hypocreaceae.
AUGUCCAUCUUCUUCUCAACCCCCGUCGACAUCGACAUCGUCCUCGACGAUCCAGAUGACCGCACCAUGGUCGACGUCAAGCUCGACAAGAACCGCCGCGAAAAGGCGCCCCUGUACAUGGACGGCGAGUCCGUCAAGGGCGCCGUCACGGUGCGGCCCAAGGACGGCAAACGCCUCGAGCACACGGGCAUCAAGGUCCAGUUCAUCGGCACGAUAGGUACGCAGCUUGACUACUAUGACCAGAAUCCCGGCCGGUCCUCCUCCUCAUCCUCCUCAUCAUCACCACCAUCCUCCCUUGCCGGCCUCCUCUGGACUGCGCCCGCCAUCCGCUUGGGCCUUCAGCGGCGCCGACUCCUUACUGACGGGCUGGUAGAAAUGUUCUUUGACCGCGGCAACCACUACGAGUUCCUCUCGCUCAACCAGGAGCUCGCCGCGCCGGGGGAGCUGCAGCACCCGCAGACGUUCGACUUCAACUUCAAAAACGUCGAGAAGCAGUACGAGUCGUACAACGGCAUCAACGUCAAGCUGCGCUACUUUGUCCGCGUCACCGUCUCGCGCCGCAUGGCCGACGUGAUCCGCGAAAAGGACAUUUGGGUCUACAGCUACCGCAUCCCCCCGGAGAUGAACAGCAGCAUCAAGAUGGACGUCGGCAUCGAGGACUGCCUCCACAUCGAGUUCGAGUAUAGCAAGAGCAAGUACCACCUUAAGGACGUCAUCGUCGGCCGCAUCUACUUUUUACUCGUCCGCCUCAAGAUCAAGCACAUGGAGCUGUCCAUCAUCCGGAGAGAGACGACGGGCGCCGCGCCCAACCAGUACAACGAGAGCGAGACGCUGGUGCGCUUCGAGAUUAUGGACGGCUCCCCCUCAAGAGGCGAGACCAUUCCCAUCCGACUCUUCCUCGGCGGCUUUGACCUGACGCCCACCUUCCGUGACGUGAAUAAGAAGUUCUCUACGCGGUACUAUCUCAGUCUCGUCCUCAUUGACGAAGACGCCCGACGAUACUUUAAGCAGUCGGAAAUCAUCCUCUACCGCCAGGCCCCCGACGCUCCCACCAUCCAAGCAGGAAUCCAGAGCGUACCUCCUCCCUCGGAGAACAAAAUGGCCGCUGUCCAGGCAUGA